GUGGUCGAACUUCAUGUUCGGCACAGUUGUCGCCAGCUGCUGCCCCACGCGCGAUCGACAGUGGCUGGCGCGGGCCUCAUGUCUCGCAGGCAGCUAGCAUGGGAGGCAAAGGCGUACCAGCACCUGUUGCCGUCGAAGGUGCCCACGGAGACGUGGACGGCAAACGCCAACAAGACCCAUGGCACGAAGGAGCUGCACUUCUCGGCAACAAACUCGCCGUGCACGACCUGCCCGCCCACGUCCGCAAGCAGCUGGAGUGCCGCCAUCACUUGCGGCUUUGACGAAGCCAGGCAGCGGCCGAUCAACGCAGAGUUCGCCUCCAACUUCGCAGACGCCCUCACAGAAACGCACGGCACGAUCGACGACCUUUCCCCCAUGGCCAACUCGACCCAGCACCCGUACAAGCCGUUCCACUCCCCCGUGAUGGCCGACAACAUCCCCGUCACCAGUGCAGGCGGCGUGGGCUUCCUCGUCCCGCAUGACAAAGGCGAACAAAUACUCCCCCCUGCGCUACGUCCUCGCAUCAGGUUCGAGGUCGCCAUCCAUGGCCGCGCCGCCUGGCUUCGGGUCACGGACGCCAGCCUCCAGUUCGAAGUCACCGUCAUCAACAUCCACAACUACGGCCUCACCGCAGCGGGAGUCUGGUGCAACGAGGGCUGGAAGAUCAAGACCGCCAUGGUCCAACGCCUCGAAGGCGCCACCAACGGCACUUUCUUCACGGACGCAGACAAAUUGACGAGCUACAAGUUUGAGGUCUCCAUGUUCACCAAGAGCAUCAAGACUGCGGAGCGCUACGUGUGUGGCCCGCAGCUGGUGCGCGCCCUCGGGGCGCGAGUCCGGACGACGGUGGAGAGCUGCCCGGACAUCGACACGGUCGACGAGAUCGACAAGGAUGGAGUUUUGAUUGGUUGGAACAAAGUGUUUCAGUACGUAUUGGAGAAGCUGGACUUCACCAGCCUGAAUGACACGGGCCUCCUCGCGGAGGAGUUUUUCCUGAAGGUCAGCAGGAACUCGGGCGAGACCUUCCAGGACUGGGCCGCCAGAUUCGAGAAGAAGGGGCGCGAGCUGUUGGUGCAGCUCCAAGUCAUCGAUUCCAGCGUGACGGAAGUGAUUGCGAAGCCUCUUCGGACAUGGCGGUUCCUUCGGAAGUCCAAGCUGUCCCCUGUUCAACGUGGAGAGAUCGCCGCCACUGCAGGUGGCGACCUCAACUUUGGUAAGACAUACAAGGCCUUGCUCACGCGCUUCCCGGCGGAGGCGCUGGCGGAGCUCGACGGCAAGCAGCACCGGAGGGCCUUCUAUGAGGACACGCCCGUCGACGACGUUGAGGACGAGACUGGUGGGGAAGAUAUUGAUUUCACAGAGGUUGUCGAGCAGCUGAUCACCCUCGCUGAAGAAGACGAAUAUGAGGAGCCAGCUGACGACAACCCAGCGGACAACGAGGUGUUCGCAGAGUUCAAGCAGGUGGGCAGGAGCUUCAAGGACGCUCGCGACCUGAUCCGACGCCUUCGAGUGUCCCGCGACUACUACCCGGUCGUGUCGCUCAAGGACCCCGAUCGCGUGCCCCCGCCUCCGAACACGGGACGAGGCUUCCAGCGUGGCCGCGGCAAGAACGGUCGAGGCCGCGCUCGCUUCGACACGGGCAAGGGACGUGACAUGUCCAAGAUGAAGUGCAUCGCGUGCGGCGAAUAUGGUCAUCGAGCGGCGGACUGCAACGAGAGGUUCAAGAAAGAUAAUACGAGAGAUGGAGCUCGUGGGACUACUCACAACGGCUUCGUCCUGUCCGCCCUCGACGAGUACCUCUACCUCCUGGAGCGCGACGGCAUCUGGGCGAUCCUCGACAUCGGGGCCACGAAGAGCCUCGGCGGCCUCGAGAGCGUCGAGAACCUCAUGUACGAGAUGCUGGACCAGCACGGCCAGGAGUUCGAGACGACACAUGACGAGUGCUCCUUCACCUUCGGCGACGGCCUCCAGAAGAGCUCGAUGGGCACGGUGAAGGGGAACGUGUUCCUCGGCGGCGACCUGACCGAGGUCAAGCUGUCGGUGAUGCCGAACCGCGUGCCGAUCCUCCUGGGCAUGGACAUUCUGACUGUUUCGCUGAAGGUUGUGGUCGACUGCGGCCGGAACUGGAUCGGCCUUCCGACCAUGGGCAACAAGGUGUUCUACUGCGAGCGCCUCUCGAGCAACCAUCUGGCCGUCAACCUGACGACGCCGCAGUGCGACGGAAACCUCGGCGGCGCGGACACCUACCAGAGCGACGGAAACUGCGACACGGAGCGGAUCGGCUCGAGCGACGGAAACCUCGAUUUCGUUCGGACGGACGGUCAGGGGAUCGACAACUUCGGCUCCAGCGACCCCGACGCCAACAUCAACAGCAACACCAGCUACUCCGGCAAGAGCCACACGUGCACGAAGGCGACGGAGGUGACCAUCCGGGAGCAGGCAGUGGCUCUACGCUGGCGGCGCCUGUCCAACAAGCUGAACUCCCCGGAGAUACAGGGGGGCUGGAAGUUCACUCCGGAGAUGCUCGACGACUCGGAACUGCCGGAGAUGGACUCGAAGAGCCACGACAAGGUCCUGGACGAGAUCUACCAGACCAUCGCCGAGGACCUGACGGAGCUCGGCAGGCCCUACCGCAUCGACCUGAUGGAGGUGUGCUGUCCGGAGGACUCGAGCCUCAGCAAGGCCGUGCGGGACCAGGGAGGCAAAGUGUUCAGGUGCGGCCUCUUCAAUGGGAUCGACAUGGGAACGGCAACCGGGCUUCGACGCGCGCUUCACCUUCUCCGACGACUCCGACCGCGCCGCUUGGUUCUCAGCCCGCCAUGUACAGCAGACUGCCCGAUCCAGAAUCUCAACCAGAAGACAGCUCAGCAGAAGGCCACGUAUCUGGCGAAGGUGCGCAAGGCCCGACGUAUCCAGCGGAACUGCAAGAGCCUCUGGGAAGACUCGAAGAAGAUUCACGACUGCCACACCGAGCUCGAACAGCCAGCUUCCAGCCGAAGCUGGACCAGGUCGCCCUCGAUCAAGGCGAUGCGCGACCAGAUGCACGAGACGAUCAUCCAUGGCUGUGCGCAUGGACUUCGCGAAGCUCGUUCCGGCCUGCUGAUGAGGAAGGCAUGGCGCAUAUGCUCGACAGACCCGGAGUUCGGCGCUAAGCUCGGCAGGACGUGCUCCAACCGCCCCGGCAGGGGCGACAACCACACACACCGCCCCAUCGAGGACGGACAGGUGGUGGCCCAGACGGCCUUUUACCCACCAGCACUGUGUAAGGCUUGGGCAAAGCAUAUCCUGAAGACGAACACCAGCGCGAGGUACGGCAAGGAGAUCUUCACCAGCUUGGAACAGAUCCCAGAGGACGCUGAAGAGGAGAUGGAGGAGGCCCUCGACGAGGACCUCUUGCAGGAUAACCCCGAGGCCAUGGACGACGAGUCGGUCAUGAAGGGCCUGGGCAUCUCCGAGACACCGACCAAGAAGGAGGAGCUGGAGAUCGAGCAACGGCUGACGCGGCUCCACCGCAACCUCGGCCACCCGAGCAACAAGACACUGUACAAGAUCCUCAAGGCAUCGGGAGCACCUCUCCAGGUGCUGGCCUCCGACGGGCUCGAGUGGCUCUCGCCGAAGCAGGACUCUUUCCUGAUGACGUUGAACAUCGACGAGGGAUCCGGGUGGUGUUCGGACCGCGGCAUCGAGCUGUGGAUUGCCCCGGGCGAGGCCCACUGGCUGAUGGGCAAGGUCGAGAGGCGCAUCCAGCUUUUCAAGCGACUGAUGACGAAGCUGGCAACGCUGGACCCCGACUGCCCGGUCGAGGAGUUGGUGUCCUGGGCCGUGAGCGCGAUCAACAGCAUGGACAAGGUCGGCAACCACUCCCCGCUCGAGCACGUGAUGGGCGUCUCUGGGAUGCCGGCCUCGAGCAACCCGUUCGCCAUCAUUGACGGGGACACCGGGGAGACUCAGGAGCAGAGGCGCCUCCUCGCGCGCAAAAGCUUCCUGGAAGUAGAGUAUGCUGAGCGUCGUCGACACGCCGAGCAGGCUCGCAACCGGGUCUAUCAGACCUGGAAUCCGGGGGACCUCGUCUACUUCUGGCGUAAAGGGAAAGGCCUGGACCCUCGCCCUGGGAAGAAGGGCGGGUGGUACGGCCCUGCUCGUGUCCUUGCUCAGGAAAAACGACACGUGGACGGGCGCACCCGUCCUACCUCGGUCAUCUGGAUCUCCCACGGGAGCGUGCUCAUCAGGUGCGCCCCGGAGCAGCUGCGCGUCGCCUCGGAGGCAGAGAAGAUGAUCGUCGAAUUGCAGCGGCAGAGCAACCUUGGCAAGACCAUGACGGAGAUCUUGGAGACAGCCAAGGGCGGUACCUAUGAAGACCUUCUCGGACAAAAUCCUCCAGACCUCCGAGACUACGAGCCUCCACCGCAGCCGACGAUGGCGAUCCCCGCGACCGAGGGCCAGACUCUCGAGAACAACAGCGAGGCGGGCGAGUCGAGACCUAGAUGGCGCAUGACACACCGCGGACCAGAGCUCGAUCUGCACGCACCGCCGGAGAAGCGACAGAGAGGCGCAGACGAGGAGAUGGCCGACGCGCUGUUCGACAGCAACCACCUGGUCAACCUCUUCAAGGACAAGUUGGACAUCACCCUCGGCAUCGACGAACAGCAGACCGUCUACUUCGAGUACUUGCAGGACGAGAAUACCACUCCAGACGGACGCCGAGGUUUGAUGAGCCACAUCCUGGACAGCUUCGUCGUCAACCAGCGCCGGAAGGACAAGGUGGAGCUGACCUGGUCCAAGAUGAACGCCACCGAGCGUGAGGAGUUCGAGGCAGCCAUCGCCAAGGAGACGAACAACUGGAUCCAGCAUCAGGGACUCCGCGCUGUCCCGAUAUCUCGGGUCAAGGACGCGGCGGACGUCAUCCGGGCAAGGUGGCUCUUCACCCGCAAGUCCGAUGGGAAGGCGAAGGCCCGGCUCGUCCUCCUCGGCUACCAGACGAAGGACCUAGGACAGGAGCCGACAGCCAGCCCCACCGCGUCUCGGCGCGCCCGUCACGUGAUGCUAACAGUGGCCGCCGCGAACCGCUGGAAGCUCAUCAAGGGCGACGUCACCUCCGCCUUUCUGCAGGCCCACGACCUCGACAAGGACCUCUUCAUCGAGCCAGACGCCGUCCUCAGAAAGGCCUUCCGCGUGCAGGAAGGGGAAAUCCUCCAGGUCGUGAAACCUGGAUAUGGGAUCGGCGAGGCGCCCCGGCACUGGUGGGAGACGGUCAAGCACGACUUUGCGAAACUUCGACUUCAAGCCUGCGAGUUGGAGCCCUGCCUCUGGAAAGCACGAUGUUCCAGGACGGGCAGGCUCAUUGGUAUGAUCAUGGCCCACGUCGACGACUUCAUCAUGGCAGGAGAUACCUCCCACCCUGAGUGGCAGGACAUGGUCAAGCAGAUCCGAGGGCUCUACAAGUGGGGCACCUGGGAGGACAUGAAUGACGGGCUCACCUCUCUCGAACAGUGCGGCGUCACCAUCGAGGAGAGCGAGCAGGGCUUCUUCCUCCACCAGAAGUCGUAUAUCGACAAGAUCAAGGAGGUCAAGGCGGCCAGCGGCAGUAAGCAUCGGACCACCGACAGCCUCAAGGACUCUGACAAGACGGUGCUCAGGGCGUUCUGCGGCGAGAUCUACUGGCUUGGCGUGAAUACCAUGCCAUUUCUCCUAUCGUGGGUAGCCGACCUCCAGAUGAAGAUACCAGCAGGUACUCACAACCUCUUCACGGCCGCUAACAACAUUGUCAAGCUCGUCAAGCAGAGCCGCCACAUGGGGAUCAGGAUCUACCGGCACGCCCUGGACGACCUCGCCAUCUUCACCUGGUGCGACGCAGCCUGGGCCAGCCGCCCGGAUGGACACUCCCAGGGUGGUCAUAUCACCGCUAUCUCCUCCAAGGCGGCCAUGGACGGGAAGCUCUCCGAGUUCACGGUCCUCGACUGGGGCUCCAAGAAGCUGCGCCGCGUGGCUCGGUCUAGCCUGGCGGCGGAGGUGCAGGAAGCCGGCGACGCCGAAGGCGAGCAGAGCAUGAAGCAGCAGUGGCGCCUCAUAUACGACGAGCAGUUCAUGAGCGCUCGCAAGCGGGCAGCUCUUGGCAAGGGCAUCUUCGACGAGACGGACCCGACCGACCCGGCCUCAGCUCGUCAGGACGCGAAGCCCCGGGUCCAGAAGCCCGAGGGCAGCGACCAGAGCCAGCAACGAGGCACGAACACGCGGGUAGCAGGGUCGAGCACACAAUCGAUCUGCAGCGGGCUCGACUGCACGAAG
Messenger RNA from Prorocentrum cordatum, 6285 nucleotides. Lineage: Eukaryota; Dinophyceae; Prorocentrales; Prorocentraceae. The record is from the annotation of a GenBank genome assembly.